This is a messenger RNA of Bactrocera neohumeralis, 1458 nucleotides long. RefSeq lists its product as uncharacterized. The coding region runs from base 1 to 1458 and encodes 485 amino acids. The record is from RefSeq and is a predicted model, not a curated record. The transcript is spliced from 2 exons. NCBI's taxonomy places the organism in Eukaryota, Metazoa, Arthropoda, Insecta, Diptera, Tephritidae.
AUGCCGAAUCUGCUCAUCACCAGCAUCUUGAGCUACUUUUUUCGCAACUAUCUCAUCAACGUCAGCCUUUUGUAUGAGAGUAAGCCCAAUUAUGUCGAAGUCUACACAUAUUUUCCUUUCAUGGAUAGAAGUACGUGUAAGGCGAACAACGUGCGUUUAAUUAAUGCGUACAAUGGCACGUGGGCUAAGCCAUUGGCGACGAACAUCUUUCCCAACAAGCUCACCGAUUUUCAGAAUUGCUCGCUCACAGUGGCUGUCUGGGAUUCGCCGCCGUAUUUAAGUUACUACCCCAAUCGAAGUGGCUUUGCGCAGUUGGGUUCUUUCGAAGGCGAUAUGCUUGUCGAAUUAGCGAAGAAGCUCAACUUCAGCAUGGAGCUGGUGGAGCCAGCGAACGAUGAGCAACGCGGUCGCUACUUGGAGAAUGGCAGCCUAACUGGCGCUUUGCAAUUGCUGCACGAUCAUAUGGCGGACUUAAGUUUGGGUUGUUUCCGUUACACUGUAGAACGCUGCGCGCUGCUCACUGGUGCACUGCCGUACUAUCAGACCUGGCAAAUAUUUGGUGCCCAGUUGACUGGUCAAACCUACUCAUCCCUGGAAAUAUUCACGUUCCCCUUCGACGCUGGGACUUGGUUUGGACUCUUAUUCAGUUUGCAAUUAAUCCUGCUUCUAGCCUAUAUUGUAUACCAUCGCAGCAAGGAUUCAGCGCUUGCCCACAUUAUGAUUGGUUAUCCGAGACCACGGUCCCCCUUAAUCAACGCAUACAGCUUGUUUCUCGGUAUUGCCGUGCAACGAACUCCACGCACAAACUUCGCACGUUUCGUACUGAUUAUGUGGAUCAUUUAUGGUUAUGUGAUGCGCAGUGCCUAUCAGAGCUUUCUCUAUCAACUACUACAAACUGAUCUCUACCGUACACCGCCACAAACUGUCUUCGAACUCAUCAAAGCCGGUUACUCGCUGGUAAUGACCCCGUCUACACUGCGCACGGUGAAUGUGGCCCCCCUGAUACGUAGCGGUCGCAUACCAAUUAUAUUAAACAACAGCUCAUAUGAAUGGAAGACUUACGAAAUGGUGGAGCAAAUAGGUGGAAAGUUGGCUGGCGUUUCGCCAAAAGACUAUCUCACUUACUACGUGAUGUCGAAGGGUGAACGCGGUGCUUUCUAUGUGCUGCCCGACCGAUUCUUUGCUCACCACAUCACCAUAUACUUCCCGAAGCAUAGCUACUUGAUUGAUCGGUUCAAUUUCUUACUCAUGCAACUGCGUAGCGAAGGUCUGAUCGAUUACUGGGCUGAGAAGUAUCUAGACGUGAGUUACUUUGAUCCAGUUGCGGCCGUGGACAACGAUGCGCUGGACUUAGACGACCUGGGUGGAUUGUUUUUGAUGUACCUGGCGUUGGUUGCCUUGGCGACGCUGGUAUUUCUUGCGGAAUUGCUGUGGGGCAGAUGGGGAUGGACAAUGUGA